CGCGACCGGUGACCAUGGCGUCGGCGGCGGCGGCGCAGGCCAGCUGGGGCGCCCGGCGGCUGCGGCUCUUCCUCUCCACGCUGAAGCCCGGGAUCCACGUUCCCCAGGCCGAGCCCGCGGCUGCGUUCAGCUCCUCCGUGACCUCCGCCAAAGUGGCUGUGAACGGCGUCCACCUGCACUAUCUGCGGACUGGAGAUGGAGAGCACGCAGCCCUGCUGCUCCCAGGAAUGCUGGGAAGUGGAGAGACUGAUUUUGGACCUCAGAUUGAGAACCUGAAUAAGAAGCUCUUCACGGUGGUUGCCUGGGAUCCCCGAGGGUACGGCCAUUCCAGACCCCCAGAUCGAGAUUUCCCAGUAGAAUUUUUUGAAAGGGAUGCAAAAGAUGCUGUUGAUUUGAUGAAGAUGCUGAAGUUUAAGAAGGUCUCUUUGCUGGGGUGGAGUGAUGGUGGGAUAACAGCCCUCAUUGCAGCUGCAAGAUACCCGUCCUACAUCAACAAGAUGGUGAUCUGGGGGGCCAACACCUACGUGACCGACCGGGACGAGGAGAUUUAUCGGGGUAUCCGAGACGUGUCUAAAUGGAGUGAGAGAACAAGAAAGCCUCUGGAAGCCCUCUAUGGGUUCGACUACUUUGCCAGAACCUGUGAAAAGUGGGUGGAUGGCAUAAAACAGUUUAAGCAUCUUCCAGAUGGUAACAUCUGCCGGCACCUGCUGCCCCUGGUUCAGUGCCCCACCCUAAUCGUGCACGGUGAGAAGGAUCCUCUGGUCCCGAGCUUCCAUGCCGACUUCAUACACAAACACGUGAAGGGGUCACGCCUUAAAUAUGUACACAUCAGAGGAGAACCUGUUAUUCAGAAUCACAAAACAGCAGCGUCUGCCAAGCCAGCUGUGUUGGUGGCCCAUUCGAUUAAAUGGCAGAGACACGUUCCUUGUCUGUGUAGCCCUGUUUCUGCCCACCAGCCUGGGGACGCCAGAGAACCUAAUAAGACAUGUCAGCAGAAAUUCUGUUCUUCAAUCCCAUUUGUUUCUAUAUGGAACAGAAAUUUAUAAUUUACAUACUUUGGCUGACACGGGAGCCAGCUUCCACUGGUGCUUAAUAUCAAGAUGAAAAUUCCAUGUUGAGCAAGCUCAGUAUUUCCGUGAUAUGCAGUGACGCACAUCCUGAAGGAGAAAAUGAGGUGUGACCAGGAGGUGGUGGCCUGGCUUUGCUUUUUUUAAGCAAACCUACUGGAAAAUAAACGCCCAAGUGAGCCUUGAUCCCUUCAGAGACUGUAUAUUAAUUCCAGAGGUGCUGUCAUUACUCAGGA
Molecule: messenger RNA, 1303 nt
Organism: Physeter macrocephalus (sperm whale)
Lineage: Eukaryota; Metazoa; Chordata; Mammalia; Artiodactyla; Physeteridae
Gene: BPHL
Product: biphenyl hydrolase like
Exons: 7
Coding region: 15-1046 (343 amino acids)
Molecular function (GO): serine hydrolase activity
Source: RefSeq, a predicted model, not a curated record